Mesocricetus auratus (golden hamster) is the source of this 1837-nucleotide messenger RNA. Its product is annotated as POTE ankyrin domain family member A-like. Gene Ontology annotation, molecular function: protein binding. The transcript is spliced from 16 exons. The coding region runs from base 257 to 1798 and encodes 513 amino acids. The record is from RefSeq and is a predicted model, not a curated record. Lineage: Eukaryota; Metazoa; Chordata; Mammalia; Rodentia; Cricetidae.
GCGACAAACGUUUCCAACUGCAUCCUCGUCUGCGGUUGACAACUACUAAACCAGCCUGGAGCUUCCCUACUGGGACGUUGUGACAAGACUUGGCUCCAAGUUUCCUUCAAUAUUCUAAUCUUUAGGAUCUGGCUCACUCUAAAUUUUGGUUCUGGGUUUGGGAGAGGCCAUCUUGGCAUAGUCUCUCAUUUUGGGCUGGGGAUGCGGAAAAAGCUUAGCGGGAAGGAAAAGGCCUGUGAAGCAGACAACAUUUACCAUGGAGAUACUUUUCCCCAAAAAGGAAAGGACGCCCCUGGGAUUCUGUGAUGGCCUGGAUAAGAUCUUCGUGGGCUUUGGGAGCAAGGAUGAGAGAGGCUGUCAGCCGCCCAAAUACCACGCCAGCUAUGCUCCUUACUAUCCUAUCCACAAGGCCGCAAGCGUGGGAGACAUAGACACAGUGAAGAACUUUGUCGAGCGGGGAGUUUUUUCCAUGGAACAAAUAGACUGGAAGUACAGGACUGCCCUGCAUUUUGCCUGUGUCUAUGGCCAUCCAGAGGUGGUGACAUUCCUGGUGGAGAGCAGUUGCGAGAUUAGUCCAAAGGAUAUUAAAAAUGCCACACCUCUAAUUAAGGCUGCCCAAUGUAGACAAACAGAAUGCCUUGGUAUUCUCCUGAAGCAUGGUGCUGACCCAAAUAUUACGGACUGUCAUGACAAUACUGCUCUGCACUAUGCCGUCUACAAUGGGGAUAUUGAAACAGCUGCUAAGCUGCUUGAAUACAAGGCAAACAUGGAAGCAAUAAACGAGAACAAGAUCACACCACUUUUGCUUGCUCUGAAACAAAAUAAAGAGAAGAUGGCAGAGUUCUUAAUCAACAACGGGGCAAAUGCAAAAACAUGCGAUUUUCUGGGAAGAAGCACCCUCAUGUAUGCCGUAAGGUGUGGUUCAGAACUCAUCAUCAAACUUCUUCUUCAAAGAGAUAUUGAUACCUUUAAGCAAGAUGCCUUUGGAUGGACAGCAAAACGUUACGCUGUUGAAAGUAAAAGCAAAGUUAGGAAACUACUGAUUGACUAUGAUGAAGGAGAACGGAGACAAACAUGUUCAGAAAUCAAGAGGAAAAAUGCUUGCUCAAUGCCCUUCCUGCAUACCACGGAAGUGAAAGAUUCUCUCCAAAGUGAAGGAGUGGAAAAGACAAAACCAUCAAAACCAGAGAAUGCUGAGAAAGAGGCACACUCAAUGCCAACCCCAGAAGUAGAAGACUCUCCUCAAAGUGAAGCAAUGAACAAAGCAGGGGGAAGACCAUCAAAAUUAGAACCAGGCUUACGAGUGUCCUCAGAGAGAAAGUCAAAAAAGCGUGAUCACAAAGAAAUGAAAGGACACUUGAGACUCUUUGAGAGGGUUUUUCGGGAUAGUCAUUUCUCAGGGACUCGGGAAGAAGAAGGCAAAGACAUCACAAAAGGAAGAGUUCUAGCAUGGGUUGAAAAAGAUGAUCUCUCAAAGUCUACAGCUACAGAGAAAAAGUCUGCAGAUGAAGUGGAAAUCAUCAGGUUAAAGCCUUCCAAAUCAGAUUUGUCUGUAGAGGUAGUCAUAGAAGUGUCGUCGGAAGAAGAACAGAAGGGAGAUGAUGAUGAGGAUGACGUCAUUGCACAUCAGCAACACUUGAAAGAAGAAACAAAGAAGAAGACAGUAGAGAAAAGAAAUCAAGGGAGUCCUUCCAGUAAGCAAAUGAAUAAUGAAAAUCCCAGUUACUCUAAUGGGAGGAAUAGCAACAUUUAUAAAUUUGCAAAUGUGCAUGAAAAGUGUUUUAUGUGCAAAUACUAAUAUAAUAAAAAAUACAAGUUUGCAUACUCUCAAAUAAAC